UCUGAAACUUCUCUGUGUUUAAGGUUGUCGUAGCCUAGUGGAAUCAUCAACGAAGCGUACUUGGCGAAUUCCGGGUUCAGACAGCCACUACCCGGUUCCCCCAGGGCCUUGCUUGGGCAGAGAGGGUAUAUACUGUGUUACGGCGGAAUGACCUUUCCCUUGUUUCUGCUGCUCAGCAAUGAACUUUCAACCCUUGGUCUUUUCCCAAAACAUAUUACAGGGUUUCAUUAAGGGCGUCAUGAGCUCUUUAAAAUAUUGUGGAAUUAACUGCGUGGGUUCAAAUGCCACCAUGGCAGGAUAGGGUGCCUUCACCAAUUCCCCUUCCGUAUGCAAGGCUUUUAAUAAGUGAAUCCAAAGAGUGAGGAAACUGAGAAGUUAGGAAGUCAAUGUUGGUAUUAAUCAUAUAGAUUGUAGGGUGAAUAGACAGUUGUCGCAUGAUAAUAAUUAUUGCUUUACUAUUGUCAACAAAGAAUUUUUACAUCAUCUCAUCUUCCAUAAGCUCCAAGAACUUUCCUUAAGUCACAGUAAGACACGAAAUAUUUUUAGAUUUUGUUAGAUCAUUCAUAUUCAUAGAUCAAGGAUUUGUUUCACUACUCAGACUGGCAUCAUAUCGCAUUUUGAUAAAAGAAAGCAGAUCUGCCAGUCAUAUAGCCAACUGGAUAAAAUUUCAUAUCAUAAUUUAAAAGGAAACAGGUUCGCAGUUUUGUCUAGUAUGAGGAAAGGUAGAGAUUCUAGAAUUCCUACCAAGCGAAAUUUCUGAGGAAUUUUGAUAAAACGGAUGAACAUAUCACUUUAGUUGAAGGCAUAACUUCGAUAAAUAAAAUCUACCGUCUCUAUUUACAGGGUGGAGUAAAGGCUGUGGUGUACACUGAUGUUGUACAAAUGCUCAUAGUGUUCCUGGGGGCUUCUGUUGACCGUUGUGUUUUGCGUUUUAGAGUUGAAGAGCUUUAGUUCUAUCUUCCACACAGCCGACGAAGGGGGAAGAUUAGAGUUCUUCAAGUGAGUUUCUCUAUUUAUUUCGAUCUUAGACUCGUCAAGAGGAAGAAUGAAACUCACUCAGCCUUUUCUAACAAUCAUCGUAAGAUAGCUGAAAGAAUCCACGAAAAUCCCUCUCAUCACACACAAAGAAGUAGCUUGUUCGGUGAAAUGAAUUAAUUGAUAACAUUUACCGAGUGAAAUAAUGAGACCCAUCAUACGAGACAAUUAUGGAGAUUUUUGCUCUGUUGAGGAAGCGGUUAUUAUUUCUUUUGCAGUAUGAAUCCAGACCCGUUCAUCCGACACACCUUCUGGUCUGUUCACUUCAUUGGGGGUUUUAAUAUGGUUUACCUGAUUGGGUUUAACCAACCCAGCUACCAGAGAUUCGCCUCCAUUUCAUCCCUGUCUAUGGCCAAAAGACUCUGCGUGUGGUUCACGCUGAGCCAAUUGGUCAUAUGGCUAUUGAUCUACUUCGCUGGCAUUGCUGCAUACGCAGUAUACAGCAAAUGUGACCCCCUCACUCUCGGGGCCAUAGAAAAGCCAGAUCAGAUUCUCCCUCACCUGGUUCUGGAUAAGCUGUCGCACAUCCCUAGACUGGUUGGUCUCUUCGCCGGAGGUGUGCUCAGCUCUGUCUCGUCAUACGGUAACUCGGCGGCCUCUCUUCUUUGGCAAGAUUUCCUCCGCGAACUGGACGUCUUCAGAGGAAUCUCAGAUGUGAAUGCUACGAGGGUUGUAAAGCUGCUUUCUGUAGUGGCAGGACUCGCUGGCACGGGAAUUGGAGUAUUUGUGGGGCAACUUGGAAAUAUCGCACAGGUUGCAUUUACUGCCACGAAUUCUACGUCCGGGCCAAUCGCUGGAUUAUUCUUAAGUGGUAUCUGCCUCCCAUGGAUCAAUCGUAAGGGUGCUUACGCUGGCUUGGCAGUGUCGCUAACAUUCUCAGCUUGGCUUACAAUAGGACAGUUCGUGAAAGGAACUGGGAGUCCGGAUAAACUGCCCUUAUCUGUGGAAGGAUGUCCGGAGAGUGCAUUCAGAAUUUUCAACACAUCUGUGGAACAUGUGUUAAACUACACUAUUACCUCCUCCUCCUCCUCCUCCCCCUCCUCCGUUUCUGUGACUUCCCUUCCCAGGGACAGGGACUUCUACUCUGUCAGUGGAAAUCAAGAGUCUAAAACUGAGAAACCCGUCUACGAACAGGAACAACAGAUAGAGAGAGAUUUUUAUCACCUCAGUUACUGCUACACCGGCACUUUGGGACUUCUCAUCUCUCUCGCUGUCGGCAGCAUCGUUUCGUUUCUUACAGCAGUUAAGAAGCAGCAUCCGAACUGGUUGUUUUGCAAGUCGAAAAGGAGACUUAAAGAUUCGGAACCCGCUUUCAUCUCCGUCUCCGGCCGUCAGGGGUAACUUUUACUGGUCAGGGGGCUUAAUGGCCAUCGCGAAAUGAGACCGAGCGACGCAGUGGGCUUACGUCAUUGCAAGGUAUUGCUGCAGGAUCCUCUUGCGCUGUCAUUGUUUGUGUUUAGUCUCAAAACGAGGACGGACAAGGAAACUGCGACUCCGAUAAAAAAAGUGAGAGAAAAGGUGAUCAUGGGACGUCGGAUUUUGCAGACAGCAGUGAGGCGUGAUUAUAAGAUUGUCUGCGUCGAUGUGUUCGUCUUGAUUAAAGUCGAAAAUAUGAAUAAAUGGAAUUAUGAGAUCAUAAAUCUCUCUCUCUCUCUCUCUCUCUCUCUCUCUCUCUCUCUCUCUCUCUCUCUCUCUCAUUAGACGAAAAAGUCGAAGCAAGUAGGAGUUAUGAAUGAAAACGAAACAUACGUAAAGAAU
This is a messenger RNA of Macrobrachium nipponense, 2793 nucleotides long. Its product is annotated as sodium-coupled monocarboxylate transporter 2-like. Gene Ontology annotation, cellular component: membrane. Lineage: Eukaryota; Metazoa; Arthropoda; Malacostraca; Decapoda; Palaemonidae. The coding region runs from base 1255 to 2376 and encodes 373 amino acids. Gene Ontology annotation, molecular function: symporter activity. The transcript has 7 exons. The record is from RefSeq and is a predicted model, not a curated record. Gene Ontology annotation, biological process: sodium ion transport; transmembrane transport.